Sinocyclocheilus grahami is the source of this 606-nucleotide messenger RNA. It is a transcript of the gene igfbp6a, whose product is annotated as insulin-like growth factor binding protein 6a. The transcript has 4 exons. Bases 1 to 606 code for a protein of 201 amino acids. Gene Ontology annotation, molecular function: insulin-like growth factor I binding; insulin-like growth factor II binding; fibronectin binding. The record is from RefSeq and is a predicted model, not a curated record. Gene Ontology annotation, biological process: regulation of insulin-like growth factor receptor signaling pathway. Lineage: Eukaryota; Metazoa; Chordata; Actinopteri; Cypriniformes; Cyprinidae. Gene Ontology annotation, cellular component: extracellular region.
AUGAUUUCUAUUCAUUAUUUACUAACACUUUUGGUUACCAUUCAACUCAGCUUAUAUGGUUCUAACUCCUUUGUAUUAGGCUUAAAGAAGAUCUGUACAUUGUGUAAUGGGCCCUCAGGGGAACCCAAGGGCCACAGAGGUGAACAUUUAUCAGGAGAGGAGAUCACAUCCAUGUUGGCAUUAGGUGAACCCUGUGGGGUUUACACUCUACCUUGUACUCAGGGUCUUCGGUGUAUCCAUCCUCUUGGAGAGCAAAGCCCCCUUCAGGCACUGCUUCAGGGACGAGGGGUCUGCAAAAACAUCAAAAGUACCUUUACUGACAUCCAUCCACCUACAGACUAUCAUCCAUCAACCACUGAAAACAAUGAAAAGGGUCCUUGUCGCAAACUGCUAAGCACAGUCCUCCAAAGUAUAGAGCUCACGAUUAUUCAUUCAAUUCCGGACAUCUACAUCCCCAACUGUGACAGACAAGGGUUCUUCAGGAGGAAACAGUGUUGGUCAUCAAGAGGAAUGCAAAGAGGCUACUGCUGGUGUGUUGACGAGAAAGGAUCAACAAUUUCAUCCCGUAAAAAGAGUGACGGAACUAUCGCAUGUAACAGUGCCUGA